Molecule: messenger RNA, 1698 nt
Organism: Rangifer tarandus platyrhynchus (Svalbard reindeer)
Lineage: Eukaryota; Metazoa; Chordata; Mammalia; Artiodactyla; Cervidae
Source: the annotation of a GenBank genome assembly
AUGGCACAGCCCACCUCGGACUUCGAGCCUGAGAAGUUGGACUCUGAGCCUGCGGUGAGGAGCUCCACGUCUCCACCCUUGGACUCCGAGCCUGCGGUGUUGAGCUCCACGUCUCCACCCUUGGACUCCGAGCCUAAGGUGUUGAGCUCCACUUUUCCACCUUUGGACUCUGAGCCUGCGGUGUUGGACGCCAAGGCUACGUGGGAAUCUGCCUUCAGCCGACAGACGAAGUCCCUGUUCCCGCCGGCAGUGGACAACCCCUUCAUGCAGCACACGCACAUCAGCGCGUGGCGCUGGGCCUGCAUCGUCCUCAUGGGGACCGUGUUGGUGCCCGUGCGGGUGUCCUGCAUUGCCUUCCUCUUCAUCUUCCUCUGGCCCGUGGCUGCGCUUUCCACCAUAGGCUGUCGUGCUCAGCCAACCAAGCCCGCCAAGAACUGGAGAAGACUGAUGCGACCAACUCUAAAGUUCUUGUUUCAGGUGACUUUUUUUUUAGCAGGGUUCCUGGUUAAAGUGAAAGGGAAAAAGGCCCCCCGAGAUGAGGCCCGCAUCUUUGUGGCAGCUCCACACUCCAGUUUCUUUGAUGCGAUCGCCUGUGUCGUGGCUGGGUUACCCUCGGUGGUCUCUGCCAGUCAGAACCUGAAUAUCCCGGUGGCUGGGAGACUCUUGCUGUCCACGCAGCCGGUGCUCGUGACCCGAGAUGACCCCAAUUCCAGGAGGACCACCAGGGAGGAAAUCCUGAAGCGAGUGACAUCUAACAGAAAGUGGCCACAGAUCCUGAUUUUCCCAGAAGGAGUGUGCACCAACCGCAGCUGUCUGGUCACUUUCAAACUGGGGGCCUUCUCCCCAGGGGUGCCCGUGCAACCAGUGCUGCUCAGGUACCCAAACCCCCUGGACACCGUGACCUGGACCUGGCAGGGCUUUACAGGCUUCCAGGCCUGCAUGUUGACCCUAAGUCAACCAUUCACCAGGGUAGAAGUUGAGUUUAUGCCUGUUUAUAUUCCAAACAUCCAAGAGAGAAAAGACCCUGUCCUUUUUGCCAACACAGUGAGGAUCAUCAUGGCCAAUGCUCUUGGGGUGCCCGUGACAGACCACACUUACGAAGACUGCAGACUGAUGAUUUCUGCAGGUAACCUUCAACUACCCAUGGAAGCUGGUUUGGUGGAAUUUACAAAAAUUAGCCAGAAUUUAAAGUUAGAUUGGGAUAAUAUUCAUCAGUGCUUGGAUAAAUAUGCUGAAAUUGCAGUUGCCUCCAAAGGAGGGAAGAUAGGAAUUGAGGAGUUUGCAAAUUAUUUGAAACUCCCAAUUUCAGAGCCCUUGCAACAACUUUUUGCCCUCUUUGACAGGAAUAAAGAUGGCACCAUAGACUUCAGAGAGUAUGUGAUAGGUCUGACUGUCCUAUGCAAUCCUGUCAACACUGAAAAGAUUCUGCAAAUGUCAUUUAAGCUUUUUGAUCUUGAUAAAGAUGGUUUCAUAACUGAACAGGAAUUAGCAGCUAUACUUCGGGCAGCUUUUGGAGUACCAGAUCUUGACGUUUCCACACUCUUUCGGGAGAUAGCUGGACCAGACUCAGACCACAUUUCAUACAGGACCUUUAAGAAAUUUGCCCUGAAGCAUCCAGUAUAUGCCAAGUUAUUUCGUUCAUACUUAGACCUCCAGGCGGCCUAUGUAUAUUCAUUGCCACAACCAGUACAGGCUUGA